AUGGCUAUGGCUGAUAGAAGACCCCUCGGUCUUCCUGUGAGUUCAACUCAUGCUUCACCCGCAUUCAAUGCUGCUACUUUGGCUACUGAACAUGUAGUAAAGCUGCCCGCAGCCAACGUUCCCUCUUCUCAAGCCAUGGAUGCUGAUCUUGAGCCCGAGAUUGGCUCACCAACAUUUCGCAUGUCCAACAAUACCUCCGAGUCACAAAGCCCAAGUGAUUUAUCUCCAACUCUGCGUAGUAUCUCACCCGAUUCUUUGAUGAACUCUGGUGUCUUGCCCAAAAAAAUGGAAUCUAGCUAUAGUUCUCGAGACUCAACCCCUCCAACUCUAGGCUCUGGUUUCAGUAGACCAACAUUUGGUGAUUCUCUUGCUGUGAAGAAAAAUAAGCCAGCUUCAAGAGUCCCAAUUGCUACUGGAAUUUCUACUACGAUCCCUGUCACCGGCGAGAAGCCGAAGCCGGAACAAGAAGGCGACUCUUCAUUGGAAGAUGAUGUCUUGUUCGCUAUCUUCUUGAUUUUGUACGAAAAAGAUCCAGAGGGCGCCGGUAUGACCGUAAAGCAAAUUUGUGAUGUUCUCAUCGAAAGACACCCUGAUAUGGCACAGUUAUCGAGUAAGACUUCUAAUUUGGUUAGCGCAAAGCUCAAUGCCUAUGUCAAACGUGUCGAGAAAGGUGAUUCUAACUUAAAAUAUGCAUUGUCUCGAGAAUGGGCAGAUGCUUCGCCCAAAAGAAUGGUGUAUGUCUACAGAGGUCUCUUAACUCAAGAUUUCCACGUCCACGUAAAGCAAGCAAUGGAACUGCAAAAACUGCAACUUGGUUCUUUGCGUUUCGUGAAUGGACAAGAGAACAUUCCUGCUGACCCAUUGGAGGCAGCAAAACAAUCUGCUUUGCAAAAACCAAGACGCCUGACUAUGUACGAUCUUGGUCUGGCCAAAUUCGCCUUCUCAGAGACCCCUGAACGAGCCAAUUGGUUUGUUCCUUACCUCUCUGCUCCAGUUGCUGCAAAUUUGACUUCACGCGCUUCAGACGAUGUAGUUGAUCUCAACAAACCAAUCUCGGCGUUCGGGGAAGAAACUCCAGUGCUCAAAGAGAAGAUCUUCAACAAUGACUCAGAUUUUGAGCUCGAUGAUUUAGAGGUUUUUAACGACACUGAUGAUGAUCGCGAGACAGACAUUUUAACAGAGACUUUGAAGAAAAGCGGAAAACGCUCAAAGUCCAUGUCCUGUUUGCAACUUAACAAAAAACACCGUUUUGUGACGGCAGCUGCAGCUGCUCCAAGAGCACCAAAGACACCAUGUCCGCAUAGUGCCAACGCGGCAGCAGCUGCAGAUGCUCUACAUGCUGCGGCACUUGAGGCCAUCUCUUCUAGUAGACAUGGCUCUUUUUCGUAUGCUAGCUCUGGCUCAUCUGAGUCUCAAAAAUCUAACUGGGAGCUGGCUGUGCGUCUGGGAUUUAUGAGUAAAGUCAUAGAAGCUCCAGAGGAUCUCAGCCUCUCUGAUUUGGAUAAGCUCUUUGGAUGA
Molecule: messenger RNA, 1518 nt
Organism: Australozyma saopauloensis
Lineage: Eukaryota; Fungi; Ascomycota; Pichiomycetes; Serinales; Metschnikowiaceae
Gene: GDS1
Product: Gds1p
Exons: 1
Coding region: 1-1518 (505 amino acids)
Source: RefSeq, a predicted model, not a curated record